Messenger RNA from Molossus molossus (Pallas's mastiff bat), 1464 nucleotides. RefSeq names its product pyruvate dehydrogenase E1 subunit beta (gene PDHB). NCBI's taxonomy places the organism in Eukaryota, Metazoa, Chordata, Mammalia, Chiroptera, Molossidae. The record is from RefSeq and is a predicted model, not a curated record. The coding region runs from base 19 to 1095 and encodes 358 amino acids. The transcript has 10 exons. Gene Ontology annotation, biological process: pyruvate decarboxylation to acetyl-CoA. Gene Ontology annotation, molecular function: pyruvate dehydrogenase (acetyl-transferring) activity.
GUAGAGGACACUGUUAAGAUGGCGGUGUCUGGGUUGGUGCGGAGACCCCUUGAGCAGGUCUCCGGGCUGCUGAGGAGGCGCUUCCACCGGACGGCGCCGGCAGCGCUGCAGGUGACAGUUCGUGAGGCUAUAAAUCAAGGUAUGGAUGAGGAGCUGGAAAGAGAUGAGAAGGUAUUUCUGCUUGGGGAAGAAGUUGCACAAUAUGAUGGGGCUUACAAGGUUAGUCGAGGCCUGUGGAAGAAAUACGGAGACAAGAGGAUUAUAGACACACCCAUAUCUGAGAUGGGCUUUGCUGGAAUUGCCGUAGGUGCAGCUAUGGCUGGGUUGCGGCCCAUUUGUGAAUUUAUGACCUUCAAUUUCUCUAUGCAAGCCAUUGACCAGGUUAUAAACUCAGCUGCCAAGACCUACUACAUGUCUGGGGGCCUUCAGUGUGUACCCAUUGUCUUCAGGGGCCCCAAUGGUGCCUCAGCAGGCGUAGCUGCCCAACACUCGCAGUGCUUUGCUGCCUGGUAUGGGCACUGCCCAGGCUUAAAGGUGGUCAGCCCCUGGAAUUCAGAGGAUGCCAAAGGACUUAUUAAAUCAGCCAUUCGGGAUAACAAUCCAGUGGUGAUGCUAGAAAAUGAACUGAUGUAUGGAGUUCCUUUUGAAUUUCCCCCAGAAGCUCAGUCAAAAGAUUUUCUGAUUCCUAUUGGAAAAGCCAAAAUAGAAAGGCAAGGGACACAUAUAACUGUAGUUGCCCAUUCAAGGCCUGUGGGCCACUGUCUAGAAGCUGCGACAGUGUUAUCUAAAGAGGGAAUUGAAUGUGAGGUGAUAAAUUUGCGAACCAUCAGACCAAUGGACGUUGAAACAAUAGAAGCCAGUGUCAUGAAGACCAACCACCUCGUAACUGUGGAAGGAGGCUGGCCACAGUUUGGAGUAGGAGCUGAAAUUUGUGCCAGAAUCAUGGAAGGGCCUGCAUUCAAUUUCCUGGAUGCUCCUGCAGUUCGAGUCACCGGUGCUGAUGUCCCUAUGCCUUAUGCAAAGAUUCUGGAAGACAACUCUGUGCCUCAGGUUAAAGACAUCAUAUUUGCAAUAAAGAAAACAUUGAAUAUCUAGUUUAGACUUGAAUAUCAAGUCAUUGGGAUUUAUUUAAAAUACUUGCUGACACUACCUGGAUUGAACUGUAAGAUCUUAUUAUUCAUAAAUGUUUUUGUACUGGGAAGUUUAAAUGUGAUUGUACGUGGAAAAACUCCAUUCUUACUGCCCUAGACUCCAUGCCUCGUUUUAUCUGUUACAACUGCCACUUCUUUGAAUAAGAUUAAUGUAUAAUUUUACCCCCUCACUAGACGGACAAGGUAGGAGUGUGGCAGAGUCCUGAUGAAAGAUAUGUAUAAAAAAAUGACAAUUUGUAUGUAAAAAAAAGCAUAUGAUCUACAUUUACUGCUGGAUUAUUUUGAUAAGGAAUAAAGGAAUGCCUGUAACUAA